GCCUAUGUCGCUGAAGCACGCACAAUCAUGAGAUCACUAGCGUUUCUCGGCCUCGCACUACUCUGUUACACAACGUUGGCUCAAGGGCCUCCAGGAGGACCAGGUGGCGGGGGACCCGAUGGACGUCCGGGUGACCCAAAUGAUAUAGCCGGUAGCGGCUGGGGAGAUGAAGUGCUUCAAGGAGGAUGGAGCGACCGUAAGCCAGGUGGUGGUCCUCAACCUGAAAACGGUGGCGGUGAUUGGGGAGAGGAUGACCGCGGAAAAGCACGAGCACCACCCAGAGGAGGACAAGGCGGUCCUGGCGGUGGCUGGGAAGGAGCAGGAGGUCCAGGCGGAAGCGCCGGAGGACGAGGAGGACCCGGCGGAGGCUGGGAAGGAGCAGGAGGAGGCCCAGGCGGAGGCGCCGGAGGACGAGGAGGACCCGACGGUGGCUGGGAAGGAGGCUCAGGCGGAAGCGGAGGAGGACGAGGCGGCCCAGGCGGGAGAGGAGGCCCGGGUGGUGGUGCUGGCGGCGGCUGGGGAGCGGCGGCUGGGGUGGACCAGGCGGCCGAGGCGGCGGCGGCGGAUGGGGAGGACCAGGAGGCUGGGGUGGACGUGGCGGUCGCGGUGGAAGCGGCUGGAAUGGAUACGGCGGUUGGGGUGGAUCAGGCGCCUGGGGAGGUCGACCAUGGUGGAAUCGAGCAGGUGGCUUUUGAGGCACCAAUGAAUACAAGGACGAUAUCGGUGACAAUUUAUCAAAGUGAUAAUGAAUCAAUAAAAUACGGGAAUAAAAUUUUACAUCAUAACAUUUUCCUCAUCAGUAUGAUAUCACAGUCAGAACAAUGUCGCAGUUGCAUAAAGAAACAAGCUUGGAUGUCAAGAAUUAAUAAGUGA
Molecule: messenger RNA, 873 nt
Organism: Cylicocyclus nassatus
Lineage: Eukaryota; Metazoa; Nematoda; Chromadorea; Rhabditida; Strongylidae
Source: the annotation of a GenBank genome assembly